Messenger RNA from Nomascus leucogenys (northern white-cheeked gibbon), 651 nucleotides. RefSeq names its product neurofibromin-like. The record is from RefSeq and is a predicted model, not a curated record. The transcript is spliced from 3 exons. NCBI's taxonomy places the organism in Eukaryota, Metazoa, Chordata, Mammalia, Primates, Hylobatidae. The annotation marks the transcript as partial.
CACAUGCAAAAUGGGAACAGGCAACAAAACUAAUCCUUAGCUAUCCAAAAGCCCAAAUGGAAGAUGGCCAGACUGUUGAAAGCUUCGCAAGACCAUUGUUAAGAGGCAAAUGUCCCAUGCGAGUGGAGGAGGACCCAUAGAUUUGUCUGACACAGACUCCCUACAGGCAUGGAUCAACAUGACUGGCUUCCUUUGUGCCCUUGGGGGAGUGUGCCUCCAGCACAGAAGUAAUUCUGGCCUGGCAACCUAUAGCCCACCCGUGGGUCCAGUCAGUGAACAUAAGGGUUCCGUGAUUUCAGUGAUGUCCUUGGAGGGAAAUGCAGAUACACCUGUCAGCAAAUACAUGGAUCAGCUGUUGUCGUUAAUGGUGUGUAACCAUGAGAAAGUGGUACUUCAAAUAUGGACCAAUGAUAAGGACCUGGUGGGUCUAGAAUUGAGUCCUGCUCUUUAUCUGGUGCUAUUUAACAAACUGAAGGAGACUAUCAGCAAGUUUUUUGACUCCCAAGGACAGGUUUUAUUGACUGAUACCAAUACUCAAUUUGUAGAGCAAACCCUAGCUAUAAUGAAGAACCUGCUAGAUAAUCAUACUGAAGGCAGCUCUGAACAUCUAGAGCAAGCUAGCAUUGAAACAACGAUGUUAAAUAUGGUCAG